GGGGGAGCGGGGCUGGAGCGGGGCUGGCCGUGGGCAACCCCAAUGCGUGGACUAUCCGCCGCUGCGUUAUGCUGGAGCUACGGUUCCGCUGAAGGGAGUUUGCACACGGCCGGCUGGGCUGGACUGCAGCGCUGCCGUUCCUUAUGAAGAAGGCACAAACUUGGAUUAUCACUUGCUUUUGUCUUCAACUACUCCUGCUUAAUCCUCUUGUCAAAGCCCAGAGUUCCUGCGGGAAUCCAGUGACAGAUGAUGUGAAUGACAUUGCAAAAUUGGUUGGAAAUCUCCCGAAUGAUUAUAUGAUAACCCUUAAAUAUGUCCCGAAGAUGGAUAGUCUGCCUAAUCAUUGUUGGUUGCAUUUGAUGGUGCCUGAAUUUUCAAGGAGUCUACAUAAUCUUCUCCAGAAAUUUUCAGAUAUUUCAGAUAUGUCUGAUGUUUUAAGCAACUAUUCAAUCAUCAAUAAUCUCACAAGGAUAAUUAAUGAUCUUAUGGCAUGCCUAGCUUUUGAUAAAAAUAAGGAUUUUGUAAAAGAAAAUGGUCACCUUUAUGAAGAAGGUCACUUCAUUCCUGAGGACUUUUUUAGGCACUUUAAUAGCACCAUUGAGGUCUACAAGGAGUUUGCAGACAUGUUGGAUAAGAACGACUGUGUUCUGCCUUCAACAGUAGAAACACCAGAGAACGAUUCCAGAGUCGCUGUCACAAAAACAUUUUUGUUUCCUCCUGUUGCUGCCAGCUCCCUUAGGAAUGACAGCAUUGGCAGUAACACUAGCAGUAACAAAGAGGCACUUGGCUUCAUUAGCAGCUCCAGCCUGCAAGGGAUCAGCAUAGCACUGACAUCAUUGCUGUCUCUUCUUAUUGGCUUUAUUUUGGGAGCCAUAUACUGGAAGAAAACACAUCCCAAAUCCAGACCAGAAAGUGAUGAAACUACACAGUGUCAUGACUGUCAAGAGGAAAAUGAGAUAAGUAUGUUGCAGCAAAAAGAAAAGGAACAUCUACAAGUGUAGCUGUUGCUUUUUCUCCCUCAACACUGUUACUGUUUCGUGUACUGGCAGGUAACAGUUCCAUGUUCGCUUCAUAAAUGAAGCAGCUUUAAGCACAUUCGUAUUCCUUCUGGAGUGACAGACUGAGUCUGCAUCUGUUGUUGCUGCCCAUGACUCCAUAGACAUGAUAUAGAAAUGAGGACAAUUUGUGUUUGUUACUGUGAAACCAACACUGAAUUGAACAACGACAAGAAGAGUGUGCACUUAGCAGGACUGUAUCUUAUGUGAAUAUCUACCUUGUGUGGCAUUUGGGGAUUUUUAAUGCAUUAAUACUUGCAGCUGACUCUGGCAAACAUGUCCUGAACAAAAAGCAUCUUUCAAAUGCCUCCAACUAUGUGUAAUCAUUGAAAGUCAUAAAUACCUUUGCAUCCUUAAUUUAAGUUCUGUGUCCUCUACCUUACCUUGGUGUCUUCAGGUGGAGUUCUCUGAUCUGACAGAAAAUGCAGAAAUGGAUACAGAUAAUAUACUCUUCAAUAUUGUAUAUAAAACUUGAAAGCAAAGUCAUGCCAUGGACCCAUGUUCUAGCCUUUUACUUAUAAGAAGCUGUGUUUAUGCCUGGCAAAGGCCGUGUGUACAGCAACACGUGGUCUCUGUCGGGUGCCCACCCCAGAAAGCCUCAAGAAUUCGUCAGUGUUGGUGGUCUCUGUUCAGGAGGAGCAAGUACUGGAUGAAGACAAAGUAAACAGAAGGUGAAUGUACCUCAUGGAGCUUUGAACCAUUAAGAGUAACUGCUGGGUAUGUGAACACUGGUGAAAUUUCUAGCCAUGCCAAGGGAAAGGAAAGUAAAGAGUCUGAAUUGCGUUCAAACAUCAGAAUAAAGACAAACCCAUGAAAUGCAUUUUAAAUGCUGAAGAUGCAUGCCAUUGAUACUUUGUCUUUAAAUGUAUAGCAUAGAAAAUCUGAAAAAUCCUGAGAGUGUAUUUAGCUUUUACUUACAUCAGCUGUAAUUAAUGUUUGCAUUGUGUUUUAAGUGAUUAGUAAGCUUUAAUAUCCUGGCAUUCUCCACUCUUAAAGUUAAUUCUCUUGAAACAGAAGAAAAAGGCUUUUUUCCCCACUUGUCUUCUGCAUCUAUUGCUGUUCUAGCAGCCAUGGAAUCUGUACAGGACUGAUGUACAGACAUGCAUUUUCAAGUAAAUCCUAAAAAUACUAUGGUAAAAGUUACAAGUGUAGUUGUACAUCUUUUCAUCUUGGCUCUUUCCAGAUAAGGGGCAUGAAUUAUUUAUCUGUAUUAGGGGUUUGCACUUCAGAAGGUAAAGGUGGCUCACUUCAGAUGACAAACUGUCAACUUUCAUUAAACUGACCAGGUCAGCAAGAGUUUUAGUUUAAGUAACUUGAAAACUUUAAAAAAAAAAACAAAAAAAAAAUCAAAAAACCAAACCACCACCCUUUUAAUGUUUUGCAUAAAGUUGGAGUUCUCUUUAAAGUAUAUAGUUACUUAAUUUUUUAAGAAUUCUUGUGGAAAUUUUAAUCGUCUGCUGAAUUUUCUGAGAACCAUGCAUAAAAAGAAUAUGACAUACAUAUAAUAUAUACGUGUGCGUGUGUGUGUGUAUUAUUGGUAAAACUGAUUCAUCUUUCAUACUUACCAAAAAGAAAAAACCUCAAAACCUUACUACAUUUGAUGACAGAGCUUAUGUGUGCAUGUAGCCACUCUGCGUGGAAUUUUGACCUUACUGACGUCAAUGUUGAAACUUCUUGUGAAUUCAUUGAUACAAGGAUUUGAUCAUGUGGAACUAUUUUUUAUUUAUACUGAGGCCAUUUUGUACUUCCUGGUGUCAGAAAAGGGUCCUCAAGUCCUGCUCAGCUGGUAUAAAUUAGCAUAGUUCCAUCAACAUGAACAGAGCUUUGGGGUUUGCAUCAUCUGAGGAACUUCUCUUAGACUAGAUCAAAAGAAGCUUAGUGUGAGAAUUAGGCCUUCAUUUUUAUUCAGAAGAUGCUGGAGCUCACCACUUAAUAAGAAAUAAUCAAGGUUGCUCAUCACUUCUAAAAAGCAAGUACAUUCCAAAUUUUAGCUCUGCAAAAAUCAAAUAGAAUUCCCCAUCUGCAGCUCAGUCUCGCUUGACAUUGUGUAGUUCUUUAGUCACAAGGCCCUCAGACUUUGUGUUUCAAACUUAUUUAAGAGUCACCCUGAAAGAAAUGUCAAUAUGACCUAACUGAUGGGAAAUUUGCACCUUAUUGGUAAUGCGGAGAAUACCUGCGUGUUGAUUUUGACAGAGUGGAAAAGUAUCCAUAGUAAAUGGAAGCAAUUAUCCUUACACAUUUUAUAAAAACCUUAAAUACUUCAUGUUGCUAUACAGGAUGUUCUCAAAGCAAGCUUAUGCAUUUAAAGUUUUCCAGUAUUUUUCUUCUUAGAUUCAGUUAAAUAAAAAUCUUGUAUUUAUUAAUGUUCUUUGUUCAUAAGAAUGUUAGUUUUCCUAAAUGCAUUUUUUCUGGAAAAUCAAAUACACGGUAAUGUUGCACAUUGGUGUGCCCCAAAUUAUACUUUGAUAUUCAAAAUGCACAAUGUUUUAGGCUCCUUAGUCUACUGUUCAAUACUAUAAAAAAUAUCAGUUGUAAAUUGAAACAUACAUUAAAUCCAGAUAGACCUUCCAAGAGUAACAUCUUAAAAUAGUAGCUAAGUCACUUUCAAAUAAUGUCAGAUACUUUAAUCUCUUCCAAGGAGCAAGGCAAAUUUAAGGCUACAUGAGAACAGAAAGAAAAUUCAUGUAUAAACCUUUCAACUUCACAUCACAAACGUCGUUCUUUGAAGAUGCACCAAAGUAGUACAACACAUGGAGUAGCAGAACUGUUGUUGGAGCUCAUGGUUUUCCUGUUCUCUGCACCCCCUUUUGAGAGAUCUGAACAAAACAUUGGGUGUUCUCAAUCAUUUUGCAAAGCAGAAGACACUUCUAGACAUUCAUGGAUACAGUGGAUGGCAUGGCACUUGGAAAUGUGAUUGUGAAAUUAUUUGAAAAUUUCUGUGCCCAAUUUGUCUACCCACUGAGGAGGCCCUUAUUUUGAAAGACUACUGACUUGUGGGACAUCUUUGAAAUAAAUGAAAAUAGAAUAAGUUACAGUUCAGUGGGAGUAGGGAUGGCAGAAACAGUCCUUCAAUUACUACUUUAUCCAGUUGUAAGUUAUUUAACUUCUGAAGAGUGAUCAGUUUUUCAGCCUUCUUUUUGGGUAGACAGAGCCCAUGUAUUAACACAGUUAGAAAAUGAACACCCUUUCUCUAAAAUGAAAUUGGGGAGAAGCGAGUGUGGUAAUUUUUAUACAAAAGUCAACCAAAUUUGUUUUUCAGGUAUCUGUGGUUUUGUGAGAAACUAACAUUUUUUAGGUUUCCUUUGGAGUAGUUGAACUUUGCAUGCAAUUAAUAGUGGCCUUGUGAGAAUAAAAAGCAGAUAGUUAUAUACUGAGUAACUCAAUGUGCUACUUUAGAUGUGUGUUUACUUGAAUAAAUUAAUGGUACUUAUUUCAUCACAAGGUCAUUUUAUAAGUAAGCUUAUAAAACGUGCUACACUAUGGAGUAUGUGUACAACCUGCACAUUUUUUAAAUUCUGAUCUUCACCAGCUCUGUUUUCUCUGUUGCUCUCUCUUUGUAAUAUGCUGAAACUGUUCAGUACUAACAAUACAACUAUUAAAUUGAAAAGCUAACUGUAUAUAUAAAAUACAGAUAUUUUGAGUUAGAUUUACAUUUAAGAAUUAUCCAACAUUCUUCAAUUCAGGAAUCUGAUUCAACUGUCUAUUAAAUGCAGAUCUACAGUAAUGGUGGCAUGUUGCUAUUAUGUUAUCAAAUUGAUGGAACGCGGAAACUUCAGACUCUUUAGUGAUAGAGACACAGACGUUUGCUGGUUGUAUCAUGGGCAAAUUCAUUUAUUUCAGUGUAAAUGUCAGCACAGUCUUGCAUAGUUACAUUUUGACUGAAGGUAAUCAACAAAGUUUAUAAAAUGUGAUGUGUAUGUAUAUAUGUGUCCUCUUAAAGAUAGAUGUUUUCCCAAAUCCUUUUUUAUACCAGUUCAAAUUUGGAAUUUACAUUAUAUACAUAUACUUUAUUGUUCUAAAUAAAGAUAUUAUGCACUGCCAAAUAAUCAGUAUAUUGCGUUGUGUCAGUACCGCGAAAGACCUUUUUUUAAGUCCUGUCAUCUCCUGGAAGAAUUUUCUGCCAGAAUGUAUGCUAUUAGAUGCAGACUCCUUCAUAAUACAUUUCAUUUCUUAAUCAUGCAUUUUGAAGUCUUGUGCCACCAAAGUAUAUGUCCUCAUUAUCAGCCUUCAGUGCUGAUCCAUAAUGCAUCUGUGAUUAUGAAAAUUAUUCAGCUUCAGAAUUAAAGGCUUCUUGUAGCUCCUUAA
Harpia harpyja (harpy eagle) is the source of this 5360-nucleotide messenger RNA. RefSeq names its product KIT ligand (gene KITLG). Bases 144 to 1001 code for a protein of 285 amino acids. Gene Ontology annotation, molecular function: stem cell factor receptor binding; cytokine activity. The record is from RefSeq and is a predicted model, not a curated record. Gene Ontology annotation, biological process: positive regulation of cell population proliferation; cell adhesion. The transcript is spliced from 10 exons. Gene Ontology annotation, cellular component: plasma membrane. NCBI's taxonomy places the organism in Eukaryota, Metazoa, Chordata, Aves, Accipitriformes, Accipitridae.